AUGUCCGGCUGGACAAGCGACCGCGCCCGCGACCGCGACCGGGCAGCCCGAAAGGGCCGGGACGGCCCUCGGGCACGGAGCGUCGGGGCCGUCCGUCAAUUUGGGGUUACGGCGUCCAUGCAUGCUGCCGUCAACAUCGGCAUCGGGGCAUUUGAUGUGGACCCGGAGUGCGUCAGUGCAAGCGGCGACUCGGCUCUCCUGCCUGGCGAGACACAGCCUCUGCCGGUGCACAUCCUCCCGGAGGCCACGGAGUAG
This is a messenger RNA of Fonticula alba, 255 nucleotides long. RefSeq lists its product as hypothetical. The record is from RefSeq and is a predicted model, not a curated record. Bases 1 to 255 code for a protein of 84 amino acids. The transcript is spliced from 2 exons. Lineage: Eukaryota; Rotosphaerida; Fonticulaceae.